GGCGCGCGGGCUGGGCGGUGGCCGGGGUAUAAAAGGCGCCGCCCCUCGCAGGGUGCUCCAGCCUCACCUGGACGCGUAGCGGGACGGAGUGGACGCGGCGCAGCGGGCAAAAUGUGCGACAAGCCAGACCUGUCGGAGGUGGAGAAAUUCGACAAGAAGAAGCUGAAGAAAACCAACACGGAGGAGAAGAACACGCUGCCCUCCAAGGAGACCAUUGAGCAGGAGAAGGAAUGUGUGAAGUCUUCCUAGAGUGAGAUGACCUGGCGGGAAGAACUACCACUUGAUUUUUUUUUUUGCUUUGAAUUAAAUCAUGUGUUUUUUUAAAAAAAAAAUUCACAUCAUGUACAUGUAUAGAAAACAGCUCUGUCACCUAACCCACUGUUCCACCUCGCUGGCAGCUUUGGCUGGUGGGGAGAACAAAGCGUGGCCCCCUCAGUCCAUCAACAGCCUGACCCAGCCCUAUCUCUGCCACUCAGCGGACUCCCGUUGACAGCGCUAAUCUUGCUUUAAUGUGGUGGGGAGAUGAGCAAGGGCUAUGGAGGCUCCUGGGGACGGACCCCCUUCUGCCUGGGGGAGUGGGGAUCCUUUCUGGCCUGGCCUACGACCUGGGCCCGUCUCGCAUAUUCUUCACUGAUGGUGUUCUGUAGACUCACUCACGGUUUUUUGUCUUCCUUGGGGGAAAAAUGAGAAGUUUAUUAUAAAAUAAAAAAUGUAAUGACUUA
Molecule: messenger RNA, 722 nt
Organism: Cuculus canorus (common cuckoo)
Lineage: Eukaryota; Metazoa; Chordata; Aves; Cuculiformes; Cuculidae
Product: thymosin beta-15A homolog
Exons: 3
Coding region: 112-249 (45 amino acids)
Biological process (GO): regulation of cell migration; actin filament organization
Cellular component (GO): cytoplasm
Molecular function (GO): actin monomer binding
Source: RefSeq, a predicted model, not a curated record